GCCGUUCUCAUUAUGCCAGCUCCGAGCACAUUCUUAACCCUGCAUUGCAUGAUUCUCAGCCGGAAAUAUCGUUCCCUCUUCCUUCCAUCUCCAUCGAAUGGAUUCGAAAUACUCUGCCGACACUGUAGCGGCCGCUAGGAGUCUCCAAAUCUUUACGUUCAUCUACACGUCGAUGGCUACAUUUUGGAUAUACGACUAUGUCUGCUCAAUCCAUGAGGAGGGAAUAUUUUUGCUUUAUUCCCGCUUGAACAGGGUCAAAUUUUUGUACGUUGUGACACGAUAUGUGCCUUUCCUUCUUUUUGUUGCGCACUUGUAUUUGAACUUCGUCCCAGACGAGACUUCUAAUACAUGCCAAAUUGUCAACAACAUUUGCUCAACUUUUAGCCUAAUAUCCAUUGUCUGCUCAGAAUGUUUCUUCAUCCUCAGGACUUACGCGCUGUGGAAUAACAAUAAGGUCGUUUUGGUAGCUAUGCUAUCAACUUUUGCAGUUGUAAUUGUGGGGUCCAUAGUUGCCCUCUUUUCCGCCACUGCGGCUGCGCCGUGUAUGAAUUACUCCCUAUGCCUGUCUGGUAAUUUUGAUCCAGUUUUCAUUUCACAGUUGAAACCAGUCCAAUUCCAGGUAUCACAGGCUGUUAUCAGUCCAUAGGAAGCGUCAGGCUUUUUGUCCCUUUCCUUCUUUUGUUCGGACUAGAAUUUACGCUGAUUUCCCUCACACUCACAUGCACCAUACGAAAUUGGCGUACAACCAACAACCGUUUGUAUGUUG
Messenger RNA from Suillus subalutaceus, 766 nucleotides. RefSeq lists its product as uncharacterized. The record is from RefSeq and is a predicted model, not a curated record. Bases 98 to 646 code for a protein of 182 amino acids. The transcript has 11 exons. Lineage: Eukaryota; Fungi; Basidiomycota; Agaricomycetes; Boletales; Suillaceae.